AUGGCAGCAACAAUGAACACCGUGACGACGCUCCCUGAUGGCCAGCAGAUGCUGAUGGAGCCUGUAACUGGCCAGUUCCCCCAAGUCACCCCCGGCACCGUGCAGCCGGGUCCCUUGACCCAGCCACCAGGCCCCGGCUACAUGUAUGCUGCGCCGCCAGGAACGGAGGCUGCACCCGGCCCAGGUUACAUGUAUGCCGUCCCCACAGCGACUGAGCCCGUCCCCACAGAGCUUCCAGCUGACGCUGCUCCCGGCCCGGGCUACAUCUUCGCUGCUCCCGAGGGUGUGCCACCUGGCGCAAUGUACGCCGCCCCUGCGGCCACCGAAGUGCCACCCGGUGCAAUGUACGCCGCACCCGCGGCCACCGAAGUGCCACCCGGUGCAAUGUACGCGGCCCCCGCGGCCACCGAAGUGCCAUUCGGUGCAAUGUACGCUGCUCCCGCGGCUAUGGAGGGUGCAAUGUACGCCGCCCCUGCUGCCAGCGAGGGUGCAAUGUAUGCUGCUCCCAUCGGUGAGGGUAGUGAGGGGCAGCCAGCACCGGCGCCGAUGCUUGGACAGACCAUCAUGGGAAACACUUACCAGGUCAAAAUCCCAGUGGACAGCAUGAGGGAUGAAAGCGGCGCCACGAUGACGCAGUGGCCCGCGGCCUUCAAGAAGAUCCAGGUGGACGGUGAGACCCAGUACGUCGCAGGGAAGACCGAGGAGGUCGAUGGACCGGCGCAGGUCGGCACUCAGCGCGUGGAGCAGACCGUGGCUGGGCAGGUGAAGCAGCAGAUCGUGGAGAUCCCGCAAGUCCAGGAGGUUGUCGAGGAGCAGGAAAUCCCUGAGGUGCAAGUCGUGCAGAAGAUGGUCGAGGUUCCACAGAUCGUCCAGCAGGAAGUGGAACAGAUCGUGGAGCAAGUUGUCCAGGUGCCGGAGAUCAUUCACCAGCCCAAAAUCUCUCACCGCCACGUGGAGCAGAUUGUUGACAUUCCAGUGCCUCAGACGGUUGAGGAGGUGGUCCACGUUCCGGUUACACAGACCCAAAUGCGCCACCAUCAUGUCCAUGUCGAGCAGCAAGUGGAGAUUCCCGUCCAGAUGAUGCAGGAGCAGACCGUGCACGUGCCGAAGGUGGUGACCCAGAAGCGUCAGACUCAUCAGCACGUCGAGCAGAUUGUCGAGGUCCCCGUGCCCAUGACGCAGGAGGAGGUCGUCCACGUCCCCAAGAUCAUCACGCAGACCAGAGUGCAGCAGGAGCGGGUCGAGCAGAUGAUCGAGGUGCCCAUUCCGAUGCAACAGGAGGAGGUCGUGCAUGUUCCCAAGAUCGUCACGCAGCCUCGGAUUGUGCACCAGCAGGUCGAGCAGAUCGUGGAGGUGCCCGUGCCCAUGACGCAGGAGGAACAGGUCCACGUGCCCAAGGUCAUUACCCAGACCCGUAUCCGUCACCAGCCCGUGGAGCAAGUCGUCGAGGUGCCGGUGCCCAUGACUCAAGAGGAGCAGGUCCACGUGCCCAAGAUUAUCACCCAGACGCGCGUCCGUCACCAGCCGGUCGAGCAGAUUGUUGAGGUGCCGGUGCCCAUGACGCAGGAGGAGCAAGUCCACGUGCCCAAGAUCAUCACCCAGACUCGCCAGAUCCACCAACAUGUGGAGCAGCAGGUCGAGGUGCCUGUACCCAUGAGCCAGGAGACCGUCGUGCACGUCCCGAAGGUCGUGACCCAGACGCGAGUCAUGCACCAACAUGUUGAGCAGGUGGUCGAAGUGCCGAUGAUGCAGGUCCAGGAGCAGGUCGUCCACGUGCCGAAGAUCAUUGAGCAGGAGCGGGUGAUGCACCAACACGUGGAGCAAGUGGUCGAGGUCCAUGUGCCCAUGACGCAGGAGCAGGUGGUCCAUGUGCCGAAGGUGAUUCAGCAGGAACGCGCCCACCACUUCCACGUCGAGGAGAUUGUGGAUGUCCCGGUGGAGCAGCGCGUCGAGCAAAUCGUGCAUGUUCCGAAGGUCCAGAAGGUGGAGAAAAUCGUCCACAACCCUGUCGACCUCGAGGUCGAAGUGCCUCGUCCCGUCGUCAUCGAGAAGACGGUCCAGGUGCCGACAGUCCACGUUGAGGAGAAGGUGAUCAAGGUGCCGAAGGUGCUGAACACAGUGGUGGACACCGUGGUUCAAAACACCGUGGAAACGGUCGAAGUCGUGAAGCCGGUGGUGGUUCACAAGGUGGUGCAGCGAAAGAAGCCGAUCGUGCAGGAGGACAUCGUGCAGAUUCCGAAGGUGAUGGUGCAGCAUGUUCCGGUCCAGAAGGUGGUGGAGAAGCAGGUGUCGGUUCCUGUGGUGCAGGAGGUUGAGCAGAUUGUCGAUGUGCCUGUUGUGAAACACAGGCAGGUGCCAAUGGUCCAGAAAGUGGAGAAGCAGAUCCAGGUGCCUCAGGUGGAGUACACCGACCACCACAUUGAAGUCCCUGUUCACAAGCAGGUGCACGUGCCCAUGAUCCAGACGGUCACGAAAGAGGUGGAGGUGCCGCAGGUGGUCUUCGAGGAGGAGGUCGUCCAGGUCCCUAUCCAGAAGCAGGUGCACGUCCCGGUGGUGCAGAAGGUCCAGAAGACUGUGGAGGUUCCUCAGGUCCAGUACGAGGACCAGGUGGUUCAGGUACCCAUCCAGACGCAGGUGCAGGUGCCCAUCGUCCAGAAGGUUCAGAAAACCGUGGAGGUGCCCCAGAUCCAGUAUGAGGACCAGAUCGUGGAGGUACCCGUGCAGAAGCAGGUGCAGAUCCCUAUGGUCCAAACUGUGCAGAGGCAGAUCGAAGUGCCGCAGCUCCAAUAUGAGGACCAGGUCGUGGAGGUGCCCGUCCAAAAGCAGGUGCAGAUCCCCAUGGUCCAAACUGUGCAGAGGCAGAUCGAAGUGCCGCAGAUCCAGUACGAGGACCAGGUCGUUGAGGUGCCCGUCCAGAAGCAGGUGCAGAUCCCCAUGGUGCAGACUGUUCAGAGGCAGAUUGAAGUGCCUCAGCUCCAGUACGAGGACCAGGUCGUGCAAGUGCCCGUCCAGAAGCAGGUGCACGUGCCCAUGGUGCAGCAGGUGCAGAGGGAGGUCGAAGUCCCCCAGAUCCAGUACGAGGACCAAGUGGUGCAGGUGCCCAUCCAGAAGCAGGUCCAGGUCCCCAUGGUCCAGACUGUGGAGAAAACCGUGGAGGUCCCUCAGAUCCAGUAUGUCGACAAGGUGGUGGAGAUGCCGGUCCACAAGCAUGUUCAUGUGCCAAUGGUCCAGACCGUGAACCGCGAGAUUGAGGUUCCCCAGAUUGAGUACAUUGAUCAGCACGUCCACAUCCCAAUCCAGAAGCACCGCCACGUGCCGGUGCAAGUUCCAGUUGAGCGCCCGGUGGAGGUCAAUGUGAUCGAGACCACGGAGAAGGUGGUGGACAUCCCUGUCGUGAAGCAGCGGGAAGUGCCCCAGGUCCAGACCAUCGAGAGGAUCGUGGAGGUCCCCAUGGUACAGGUGGUCCAGAAGGUUGUGGAGAUUCCACAGGAGGGGCAAACUAUGCAGGGAACUGUCCGUGAAGUGGACAUCCCAGGAGAGCAGCGCCGCGAGGAGCAGCCCACGCAGACUGUGCAGCAGGUCCUGGCUGGCCCAGAUCACCCGAUGGAGGUCGUUCAGGGCCAGGUCACGGACGUGCCACAGGUGCCCACGACGACCACCGUCGGCGAGCCUGUCUACCUGCCUCCCAUCACAGCCGAGGCGGCUCCUGUGACCAUGGUCUCUGAGGCAAGCCAACCCCCUCCUGGAGCCGUCUUCGCAGCUCCAAUGAUGCAGGCCCCAGCAACCACGACGGUUGGCGAGCCGGUCUACCUCCCACCCAUCACGGCUCCGGCCGAGGCCGCUCCACAGACGAUCAGCACCAUGCCGCCGCAGGGCGCCGUCUUCGCAGCCCCUGCUGCUCAGGUCCCAACCACGACGACCAUUGGCGAGCCGGUCUACCUUCCCCCUAUCACGGCUCCGGCAGAGGGCGCUCCGCAGACCAUCGGCACCAUGCCGCCGCAGGGCGCUGUCUUUGCAGCUCCUGCUGCUGCGGUUCCGACCACCACCACGAUUGGCGAGCCGGUUUACCUCCCGCCUGUCACAGCUCCUGCAGAGGGCGCCCCGCAAACCAUCGGCACCAUGCCGCCGCAGGGCGCUGUCUUUGCAGCCCCGACUCAGGCGGUUCCUACCACGACCACGAUUGGCGAGCCGGUCUACCUGCCUCCUGUUACGGCUCCUGCCGAGGCCGCUCCGGGGACCAUGGGUGCCAUGCCACCGCAGGGAGCCAUCUUCGCAGCCCCUGCUCCUCAGGCGGCGAUGAUGACAACAAUCGGUGAUCCAGUCUACCUUCCUCCCAUCACGGCUCCGGCUCAGGGAGCAGCUCAGAUGGCCCCUGGUACCAUCUAUGGCGCGCCGCCGACACAGGGUGCCGUGUUCGCAGCCCCUGGAAUGGCUCCCCCUGGUGCCGUCUUUGCGGCACCCGCACAGGCCGGUGGCUACUUCGCCGCGCCGAUGACCCAGGCUCCCAUGACCCAGGUCCCCGGCACCGCCGGUGCAACGGGCGCGGACAUGUUCACGAUGAUGGACACCAACCAUGAUGGUGUCGUCUCCAGGGAAGAGUUUGCCAGGGCGCUCCAGUCCGGCAGCGUGGCCCCAAUCCCCUCUGAGCCGACCCAGGCUCAGUGA
This is a messenger RNA of Symbiodinium sp. CCMP2592, 4665 nucleotides long. NCBI's taxonomy places the organism in Eukaryota, Dinophyceae, Suessiales, Symbiodiniaceae. The record is from the annotation of a GenBank genome assembly.